This is a messenger RNA of Cladophialophora yegresii CBS 114405, 2949 nucleotides long. Its product is annotated as elongation factor 2. Gene Ontology annotation, cellular component: cytosol; U2-type catalytic step 2 spliceosome; U4/U6 x U5 tri-snRNP complex. The record is from RefSeq and is a predicted model, not a curated record. The coding region runs from base 1 to 2949 and encodes 982 amino acids. Gene Ontology annotation, molecular function: GTP binding; translation elongation factor activity; U5 snRNA binding. NCBI's taxonomy places the organism in Eukaryota, Fungi, Ascomycota, Eurotiomycetes, Chaetothyriales, Herpotrichiellaceae. The transcript is spliced from 2 exons. Gene Ontology annotation, biological process: mRNA splicing, via spliceosome.
AUGGACGACCUCUACGAUGAGUUCGGUAACUUCAUCGGCGAGGCUGCUUCGGACGAAGAGGGAUCCCAGGAUGGCGUCGCGGGCCAGCACUACGUGUACGAUGAGGAGUCGGACGCGGAAGAACAACCCGCUGCGGAUGGAUUGAUGGAAGUCGAUGAUGAGGGACCAUCAAAUGCUGUGAUUCUACACGAAGACAAGCAAUACUACCCGACGGCGCAACAGGUGUAUGGCGAAGAUGUCGAGACCAUGGUGCAGGAGGAAGAUGCGCAACCACUCACACAGCCCAUCAUCGCUCCGGUCACGCAGAAGAAGUUCCAAGUUCAGGAAGCGGAUUUGCCGCCCGUCCAUUACUCGAGGGAGUUCAUGUCAGAUCUGCUCAGCUUCCCAGAAGGAAUAAGAAACAUUGCUGUCGCCGGACAUCUGCACCAUGGCAAGACUGCGUUCGUGGACAUGCUGGUCAUGCAGACGCACGAUUUACAAGAAAGACUAGAUAAGCGCAUCGGCAGAAGGAGGGAUGAGCAACUGCGAUAUACCGACACGCACUUCCUGGAGCGAGAACGGGGACUCUCGAUAAAGGCCGCGCCAAUCAGCAUGGUCAUGCAGGGUACGAGGGGAAAGUCGCAUAUUCUGAACAUUAUCGAUACACCGGGGCAUGUCAACUUUGUCGACGAGGUGGCCUCGAGCAUGCGCCUAGUCGACGGAGUUGUUCUUGUAGUUGAUGUGGUUGAAGGUGUGCAGAUCAAUACCGAGCAGGCCAUUAAGCAUGCCGUCCUGGAAGAUCUACCUAUGGUUUUGGUCGUUAACAAGAUGGACCGCCUAAUCUUGGAGCUCAAGAUUCCGCCAACCGAUGCCUACUUCAAGCUGAAACAUGUGGUCGAGGAAGUCAACACGGUCAUCGAAAACACCAUCCCAGGCAGAGGUGAAAAGCGGCGGUUAUCACCUGAAAAGGGAAACGUCGCCUUUGCUUGCACCUCAAUGGACUGGGUCUUCACGCUACCGUCGUUCGCCAAGAUGUACGCCGAAACGUAUCCUAAAGUGGAAGCCAACGAGUUCUCGAGGAGAUUGUGGGGAGAUAUCUUUUUCAACCCUCGAAGUCGGAAGUUCACAAGAAAAGGUGUAGAAGAAGGCUCGAAGCGAGCAUUUGUGAAUUUCGUGCUCGAGCCGAUCUACAAGUUGUACGCACACAGUAUCAGUGAGAGCCCCGAAGACCUCGCGCCAACGCUGAAAACCCUCGGCAUAACAUUGAAACCCUCACAGCUCAAGUCCGACGCCAGGGACCUGCUCAAGCUUGUGUGCGCACAGUUCUUCGGGCCAGCAAGCGGGUUCGUGGACAUGGUUGUCCAACACUUGCCUUCCCCAGUGGACGGCGCAAAACGAAUGCUGGACAACUAUUAUACUGGACCGCUCGACUCAAAAGUCGGAGAAGCGAUGACAAAAUGCGACUCGGAUGGGCCCUUGGUGGUGGAGGUGACCAAGCUGUUCAGUUCCGUGGACGCGAAGACAUUCCAUGCCUUUGGACGCAUACUCUCCGGAACAGCAUCAUCAGAUCAAGUGGUCCGAGUCCUGGGAGAGUCUUAUAGCGUCGAAGACGAAGAAGACUCGACCAUGUCUACAAUCACAGCAACUCACCUCGCUUGCUCCAGAUACAAUAUUCCUGUCUCCGGCGUACCGGCCGGCAAUCUUGUUCUCCUUUCCGGCAUCGACAAUUCAAUGGUGAAGACGGCUACCGUGGUAGCUGAGAAGUUUCCCGACAAUGAAGAUGCCUACAUCUUCAAACCAAUACGACACUUCACCGAGUCAGUUUUCAAAGUUGCGGUUGAGCCAGUCAAUCCAUCAGAACUCCCGAAAAUGCUCGAAGGUCUACGGAAGAUCAACAAGUCAUACCCUCUCAUCACAACUAAGGUCGAAGAGUCCGGUGAGCACGUCGUGCUUGGUACAGGGGAGCUGUAUAUGGAUUGUGUUUUGCAUGAUCUGCGGACACUUUUCGCUGAGAUGGACAUUAAAGUUUCUGACCCGGUAACUCGAUUCUGCGAAACAGUCACCGAAACGAGCGCCAUCAUGUGCUACGCAUUGACACCCAACAAGAAGAACAAACUCACCAUGAUUGCCGAGCCGCUGGACGACGGCGUCGCCGAAGAUAUCGAAGCCGGUGUCGUUAAGAUUCGCGAUCCAAUCCGGAAGGUGGCGAAGUUCUUCGAAGAAAAGUAUGAAUGGGAUAAACUCGCAGCCCGAUCGAUAUGGGCAUUUGGGCCUGAGGAGAUGGGGCCCAACAUCCUGUGCGACGACACGUUACCCUCGACCACGGACAAGAAACUGCUCAAGUCAGUGCAAGAAAGUAUCAAGCAAGGUUUCUCUUGGGGGACACGAGAGGGCCCACUCUGCGAAGAACCUAUCCGCAACACAAAGUUCCGGGUCACAGGCGCCGAGCUAGCACCCGAACCUAUCUUCCGCGGCGGAGGACAGAUCAUACCCACGGCCCGUCGAGCGGUGUACAGCUCCUUCCUGAUGGCCGGCCCGCGACUGAUGGAGCCGGUCUAUAGCGUGCACAUGACUGGCCCGGCCGAUGCGGUUUCUGGCCUUUAUACCGUUCUGAUGAAGCGACGAGGGCACGUCGUUUCCGACGGCCCCGUGGCCGGAACGCCGCUUUACGCAGCAAAAGCUCUCAUUCCCGUCAUAGACAGCUUCGGCUUCGAAACUGACCUCAGGAUACACAGCCAAGGCGCAGCGAGUGUCUCCCUGGUCUUUGACCGCUGGGACGUCGUACCCGGCGACCCACUAGACAAGAGCAUCAAGAUCAGACCCCUAGAGAUGGCAGGCCCGCAGCAGGCGGCUCGGGAUUUCGUGUUGAAGACGAGGAGGAGGAAGGGCCUGAGCGAGGAUGUGGAUGUCAAGAGAUUUUUGGAGCCUGAGCUAUUGGCCGGACUGAGAGAAAGUGGUGUCUUGGAUUGA